AGGCGGGCGGGCGCUGCCAGGCGGAGUCGGCGGGGCGGGCCGGGGCGGGCCUUCCCAGCCCGGCCCUUCUGCCGCCGCCCGGGCCUCCUCCUCCUCCUCCUCCUGCUCCUCUUUGUGCGCCCUGGCUGGCGCUCGCGGGCGGAGACCCUCCUGUCGCCCCGGACAGCGGCCCAGCCGGAGGGGCGCGACCCCGCAGCUGCUUGCCAGGGCGGGCGGACCCUGCCCGGACCCGCCGUUCCGCUCACUUCGGGGAGAAGCCGGGGACCCCGCUCCCUCCGCGCUCCUUUCCCGGAGGCUCCUCCGCCGCUGCCCUUUCCUGCCGCUGGAGCCAGAUGCCGCCGCUCUUUGCUGCUUCCGAGCGCGUGUGAGGAGAAAGGGAGAGAUGAACCAUUUCCAGCCGGGGAUCCUACUGCUGCUCUUCCUGCUCCUGGAGGUAAGACAGAGCAGUAUUACUAGGGGUUGCUGUUACUCCUGUUGUCAUUAGAGAGGCUUGGGGUCUGAGUGUCUUCUGCCAUCCCCAAUGUACUCCCAUACAUUUGAAACCUUGUUGAGAUUGAAUGGAGACCCGGACGAUUAGAGGCCAUAUAACAGGCAGGGAAUAGCCUCCUUCUUAUUGAGAUCAUGGGAAGCGAUAUUAUUGUCCCAACUGUGCUUCUCCAGAGUAGCAGCAUUCAGUCCUGUGCAAAUCCUCGCUCCCAGUCUUCCAGCCUGCAGACAGGCUUGCCACCUCCGGCUGGAUGUCACAGGUAAGCGUAUAUAAUUUUCCACAGACACACUCUCCCUUAUGCAAAGCUGCCAUAGGGAGGCUGGGAACUUGAGCAAAGUGAAGGUGGGGCAGGGCUGCUUAGUUAACCCUUUUCCUUCAGGGCAUUUACCUGGAAGUAAUGCCCCCUCCCAAAUUGCUCCCCUUCCCCUGCAGGGAAUAAGACCCAUGACCACUUUUCCUUUUAACUGUGGAGAUAAAAAUAUAUUGGGAGAGGGAUUUUGAGUAGAAAAAUGAUUUGGGGGAAACAGUUAAGCCUGACCCUCUGCCCAUGCAGAGUUCAAGGUCCUAGCCUCCCAUGACAGCUGUUUAUUUUAAUCCAUUUUAUUUUGAGGUUGCACGUAGUUGGACCUGGAGAAGUAGGCCUAACUGGUUUGUAGAUAUGAAGGCAUAUGUUCAUAGAUAGGAUUGAGGACUCCUUCAUUACUAACUGCUGAUGUUAACUCCACAGGAAACUAAAUGUGAUGUCGAUACACAGAUUUGAUACGUCUUAGGUGCAUUUUCAUUUUUAAUCAGCUGUGAAGGUUUUACAGAGUUUUGAUAGCACGGGCCUUGUUUCUUCCUCAUCCUCACCAUUAUGAGUUUUUAUUUAUAGAGAAAUAUCUGAAAUCACUAGCUUCCUGCGCAUUGCAAAUAAAUAUAAUACAAAUUUUAUUAAUCACCAGGAAUCAUUUGUAUUGCAAAAUAAUUACUGUUCUUUUUCAUUAAAGUACUUUCUUAUUAUUGCUUUGUGUCCUCCUCCCAAAUGUGAUCCUGUUACGUAGAUUAAAUUCAGUAGUUAUUUUAUUUAAGUAGAGAGGCCUAGGGCUUUCUGCCUGCUAGGGAAGUCCCACCCCCACCCCCUGGGUACGUAAGGGUAGGCUGUGGCUACUCAAAUAGUGAUUGAAAUAUACUCUACACAUACUCCAAGACAAUUCUUAUCCACAUUUUUCAGAAUCAAGAAUGGAUGUGCUCUGUUGGUACAAUCCAAGAUUGAGUGGCUACUUGGUGACAGGGCCUAACUGGACAUUGUGUGCCAAUAUUUGUAUUAUAAUCCAGAUACUAGAGUGUUGUUGUCAUAAGGAAAGCUGUUGAAAGAGGACCACCAGGAAUGGAGAAGUAAUGUAAGAGGAGCCACUGCUGUCUGACCUUCCUCACUUCAGGUGGCCUCUCAGUCUUCUCUCCAUAUUGGGGGGUGGAGAGGGAACCAGUCUGGCUGUCUGGGAGAGAUUCUUAUUUGUCACAAGUUACAAGUCAAGUUACAGGUGCUUAAAAACCCAGGGAUUUUAGGUGGGGCAAGGGGGCAAAGGAUUCAGCGAAUGCGCCACUGGGUGAUGGUGGAUUGGCGCAGUAAAAGCCCAGCCCCAGCAUUCAAGCAGGUUGUACUGUCUGAAUCCUUGCUCAGUUAAACUGGAGGCAGCACUUCCUUGUUUCAUGAGCAGCGAGUUGAUCCAAAGAAAAAAUAGGAAAAGAAGUUUUCACUGCAAGGCCUGUUCAGGUGCCUUUAUUUAGCCAUGCCAGGAAAGAUUCACUGUGUUUGAGAGAGUAAUUUUCAUGAAUCUUCUUUGGCUACAUCAUCAUGCUGUUUUGCUUUGUUUUAAUCAAAGAGGGUUUAGACUGUUUGUAGCUGGGUCUCUUCUCUUUGGCCUAUUUGCCUUUGUAAAGCACUUAAGGCAUUUUCCUAGAUUCGGCACUGCUUAAUUUUGCGUAAUAGAAGCCGUGAUUAGGUAGUACGACCCCCACCAUCACCACCACCACCUAUUCAAACCAUAGGGUGGCUUAGGAGAAUUCUUCCAGCUUCAUAAAUGGGGUCUGUCUGUUUUACGACUCUAUCUUUGAUUGAUCUGUAAAGACGAAUAGCCAGAAGGACUGUAUUGCUGGAAGGAUUUUUUAAAUUUAAGCCUGGUAUUUCACCCAUGCCCCUUGAUUUUGACAGAAUCUGUAUUGUGUUGUAAUAUAUGAAACCACCUCUAGGAAGUUCUUUGUGGGCUGUGAUUUGACACAAUGGCCCCUAGGCAGAGGUCAACUACCCUAUCACUGAACUGUAUUGAUUCAUGAGGCGGUGAAUCUCCCCAAUAAUUUUGCAAACACUGUGUUUACACUCCUUCUUUGCCCUAUCAUAGGAGGUAUCCAGGAACAUAAAUGUCUUCUUUCUGUUAGUUAUGGGAUUUCAGAUUGCAUGUUCAUCGAAUGAUCAAAACAUAUGGAUCACUCCAUAUUAAGGAGUCAUCAUGAACACACUUGUCAGUGCAGAUUUCUAGAUUGAUCGACUGCACACAUUUUGUUGAACUCUGAGCUGGGGGUAUUGAUGUGUGUAUUGUGUAUAUGGUGGUGGAGGAAGAAGCAAUUUGCAGCUCUUUUCAUCAUUAUCAUGGGAAACUGGAUUUGCACAUAUGACCUGAGUGGCUUUUCACAUGCAAGGUGUGUGAAAAGUCACAGAAAAAAUGGUAGCUUUUCCCCACUUCCUCUCAUUGCAGAAGCUGUCCACAUGGGUGGGUGGUGUGAGAUACAGAGACCCAAGUUCUGUUUCUUUUGCCUCUGGAAAUCAGAGGUGGUUUAUGGUGAUCCCUUUUCUGAAAUGCACAAGGGUAUUUCUAGUCCUAAUCUUUCUGAUCUCAAGUUCCCUGUGUAAUAGAACAGAGAAACUCAUAAAUAUUCUGUCCAUGGAAGCAUUUACUUUAGCUUGGCUCCAAAGGCUCCUCAAAGUCCACUAGGAACUUAAUAACUGUCAAUCAUCCCCUGCUUCCCCCACCCCAAGGAACGUAAUCAGAAUGUGCAACAGUGAUUGCCCAGCAAAGCACAUGGCAGCACAAUAGAAGAUUAAGCUUUCAAUGUUCAAUCCAUUUAGGAGAAACCCUGCAGUAUUCCUUGUAAGCUUUAAUUGACUUUAUAAACAGGGUGUUUCAGCAUAAGUUGUUAAUGCUUCAUGUACAUGUUUUGCUUUUUUUGGCUGCUAUACCAGAAUUUCCUUUGAUCUAAGCAUUUAGGGUCUCAACACACCUGGAGUUUUCAGGGAGUGUGCAUGGCUUCUAGGAAGACUCAGACCUUCUUUUAUAAUGGAUUUUUGGAAUUUAGUCCCCUCCCCCUUUUAAAGAAACAAACACUCAUUUAUCAUUGACUGGGUUGUGUUGUAUAUAUGUUCAUUAUAUUCUUCCCAUAUGAGCCUUUCUGGGUCUUAAGGUCAUCUGCUGGGGCCCUCCUCAGAGUGCUACCUCCAGUGGAAGUGUUUUUUGCAGCACCGAAGAGACCUCUCUGGAGCUGAAGCCUGGGCAGUGUGUAUAGAACUCCUGGGCUGCCCCAACGAAAAUGCCUCCCUCUCAGCCUUGCUGAUGUACUUCAAGCUUGACUGCAAAAGUUGCCAGAAAGAGGCAUACAAGCAGUGUUCAAAAUUAGCCAGGCACGAGGUGCAUUUUUGCACCUGGCUUUUGAUGCGGGUGGCGCUGUGGGUAAAACCUCAGUGCCUAGGACUUGCCAAUCGUAUGGUCGGCGCUUCGAAUCCUCGCGGCGGGGUGAGCUCCCGUUGUUCGGUCCCAGCUCCUGCCCACCUAGCAGUUCUAAAGCACCCCUAAGUGCAAGUAGAUAAAUAGGUACCGCUUUAUAGCGGGAAGGUAAACGGCGUUUCCGUGUGCUGCGCUGGUGCUGGUUCGCCAGAGCAGCUUCGUCACGCUGACCACGUGACCCGGAAGUGUCUCCGGACAGCGCUGGCCCCCGGCCUCUUAAGUGAGAUGGGCGCACAACCCUAGAGUCAGACACGACUGGCCCGUACGGGCAGGGGUACCUUUACCUUUACCUUACUUUGACCACUUGUGACCAAGUGAAGAUGCCUGGGUGCCAGGAUGGCGCGUGAUACCUCCAUCACCUGGAGGUGCAUGCCUAGGGAUCAUUGGAUCUGGACUGUUUUUAGAUACCAAUACCCCAUCCUGUAGAAUUCUAUCAGUUAUGUGUUAUAUGCACAAUCAGAAUGAAUUUUAGGAACCAAAAUGCUUUUUCUGUGUAGCCUGAGCAGGCACCAUUAAGAAAAAGAGGUGGGAACAGGCCAAUAUAUAUGUGGAUUGUCCCUGGAUCUUUUAAGUUCUUCUUUAAGUUCUCAGAGCUGUUAACCUAGCUCAAGGUUGUCACCUGAAUUUGCCAGAUGUUUAACUGACCAUCAAUCACAGUCAGUCCAUCAUUUGAAAAAUAAGACUUUAGAACUGCUCUGGUCAGACCUCAUCUGGAGUACUGUGUCCAGUUCUGGGCACCACAGUUCAAGAAGGACACUGUUCUUUGAGUCAUAGCUUUUAGCCAGCAUACAAUGAGGUCUGCUGGGUUUCGUCCUUUUUCGGGGAAGUUUUGGAAGUGGAUGUUGCAAUGUCUACUGCGAUCUUCGAGGUCUGCUUGUUGAGUUCUCAUUUAUGUACUUUGUUUCCAGGUGGCUUACCAGUUCAGCCAAUUCAUUUUUCACACGUGUGUUUAGAGCCUCUCAGUACCACUCUAUUAGUCUUUCUUGCAUUUGGUUUUUAUUUUCUAGAGUGGAGAUGGUCCUAGUCAGGGUUUCCACUUUGGAAGUCAGGUUGCUGAGUCACUGUGUUCUUCGGUAGUUCUGCUAGUCUUUGUUCUGUUUUCCUCAGGUCCCAUUUUGUUGUUGGGUUGUUGUCAUCCUGGGGGGAUGUUGUGGUCUCAGUGCUGUUCACCACCUCCCUGGUUGGUGCCAUCUCAGUCCCUCUGGUUUGAGAUGUGUGUGGUGUCCCUUUGGAGCGGAGUGUGUUGUAGUUAGGAGUUUUGGUGGUGAUGGUUCCUGGAUGUUGUUGAGUUGCUGAGUUGAACAGACGCAGUAGACUGGUGGCUUUUGCAGAGUGUCAGGAUUAGGCUGCCAUUUUGUCAUGUCUGGGCUGUGUUUUAAGGGUCACUGUAGUCACCUCAGCUGUGUUGGUGAAGCGGGAAGCAGACAAGCAGACAGGCAGACAGACAAGCAGACGGACAGACCAACAGUUGACAUAAAGGGAUUAACAAGCAGAGAUGCAAGAGACUGAUGGGGUGGGGCCAGAGGGAGGGUGUGUGUUGAGGGGGCUGUUUGUGGAUACACACACGCCUACACACUCAUACCACAAAUGAGGGAGUGGGGUCCAGUUAAGGGUGGGAAGUGGGGUUAGGGCUUUGUAGUAAAAAGUUAAAAAUUAAAGGCUGGCAAGGUUGUAUUCAAAAAAACAAAAAGGGGAAAGAAGGUGGGGAGGAAAGGGAAAGUAGAGGGAAAUAAAAAAGAAAAAUAAAGGGGGCAAUUAGUAAUAGUAAUGAUAAAAAAAUGCAGUGGUGAUUCAAGUUAUAGUAUGAGGUAAAAGACCACAAAAGGGGGAGGUACUAUUGAAAGUAGAUGGGGAGAUAUAUGUAUGUAGGUAUGUUAUUUAUUUAUUUAUUUAUUUAUUUAUUUAUUAGGGGGGGAAGGAGAGAAAAGAAAAGAGAGAAGAAGGAGGGGGAUGGAAAGAGUAGAAAGUUUAGGAGUUAAGAAAGAAGAAGAAAACAUGUUGAGGUGUGGUAUCUGAAAGUUUUUUUUAUAUCUAUAUAUAUAUUUAUUUAUCUAUCUAUAUAUAAAAUAAAAAGUGUAUUGAAAACCGUUUUGAGAGGGGGCAUUAUUAUUUACUUAUUUAUUAUAGAUGAUAGAUAGAUAGAUAGAUAGAUAGAUAGAUAGAUAUAGAUAUAUACACUUUAAAGAGGAAAAGGAAAGAGAAAGAAGGAAAAAUAAUAGCAAUAACAAUAAAGUGGAAUAAAAAAUUUGGGUGGGAGGAAGAAAGGUGAUGAUAAUAAUGGAAGGGCAGGGAGGGAGGGAGAAAAAGACUGUCCGAUUUCUCCCUCAUUUAAUUUAAAAAAAUAAAAAUAAACAAAUAAAAAAGAAGAGGGAUCAGGGCUGAAGCUGUGGUGGCAGGAAGUGGCCUGUGUUGGUUUAGGGCCUCCUUAUGGGGACCGUCAUUUUAAUUCUUGAGAGUUAGAAUGAAUGAGUGAAUAAUGUAUUUAAAAUAUUUUUUUUAAUUAAGAAAAGAAUUUUUUUGGAUCCUGUGUCCGUUUCCAUCCACCAGCCGGGGAGGGGCCGCCCAGCGCCUGUCUUCUCCCAGGCAAGACCUUCUUCUCCCCAAUGGGCCCCUUCCCACUUCCCUUGCGCUGGUCACCAGAGAGGUUAGCUUGGGGCCAGGUUUGGACUGGGCUGCCCACUUUUAUGCGGCCCCCCUGGCUCUCUCUCUCAAUGGCUGCAGCAGCGGCUGUGGUGGCGGAGGCUGGUGAGCAUUCAGCUGAGGAGUUGUCUGCUCAGCUCCGGAAGCCUCCAGACCUCUGAGCUCUGCUGGAUCACUUAUGGGGCAAUCCCAGUCCUGGUGGAGCUGAGGUCAUAGGGGGUUGGGGGCUCCACACAGCCCUCUCGACCUUCACGUUGGCCCCCCUGGCUCCCCCCUGCUUGUGGCAGCAUUGGUGUUGGUGGUGCGGGGACCGGCCAGAGCACCCUGUUGGUCUUGGCAGUCCCUAUGAGCUCAGCACGGCUGUUGCACUCGCCAUCUUGCUUAACCCAGGCCUCUGUUAUGGCUUUGAAGGCCAAAUGGGAGAGGGAGCAAGUUCUUAAGGCCCAAUGCAGAGUUGGAAGGGACCCUGAGGAUCAUCUAGUCAACCCCCCUGCAAUGCAGGAAUAGGCAGCUGUCCCCUGCAGGGAUCGAUCCUGCUACCUUGGUGUUAUCAGCACUAUGCUCUAACCCAGGCUUUCUCAACCUCGGCCCUCCAGAUGUUUUGGCCUACAACUCCCAUGAUCCCUAGCUAGCAGGCUGAUAAUUGUUCCAUUAUAACCUGUUCCAUUGUUCAUUCUAAUUAAAACCAAUGCUUACAGGAAGAGGCAAUUGUCACAGGAAGAGGUAAUGGCCAGAAAUUAGUAAGGGUUCAGAAUGCUCAAACAGGAAGGGACAGCCACUAUGUUGGCAAUACAGAGAGCAGGAGACCAAGUGUCUGGUUGCCUAGGUGAUGCAGAAGGAAAUACACAUCCCAACCAAAGCAGCCUGGCUCUGCUGAUUUCUGAAAUGGAGUCUUUCUCUUUUGGAAAUGGCGAUAGCUACAGCAUGUCAAACAGGCCGGCCUCUUUGCUGUUGGGGGAAUGAAAAUGCACUAGAUUAAUUUUACUUUCAAACACUGCCAUCUCCAAGAUUUUGGAAAUGCACAUCUGAAUAUAUUUUCAGAACCGUAGAUAACAAUGAAAAGAGGGCAACACUGAGACAAGCAGAGACAAGUAAAUCAGUCUCUGUGCUUGUGAAGAAAAAAUUUGUGAAGGCAGAAAAGAUUAAACUGAAUGUUCCCUUGAUUUACUUCUGCUGAAGAGGUGGUUUAUCAAUAUUUUCUGAAGAGUUUUCCCCAGAGGCCCCCCACCACCAUUCCUAUAUUGUAUUAAUAUUAAUUACAGUCUGCUGCUAUAAUUGAAUGUUUUCUGUUCUAUCCUGUGUGAUAAAGUAAUCAAAAUUUGAUCAAGCUGGUCUAAAUCUGGUCAGAGGCUGCAUUAAGAAUAGAGAAAGGCAUAAUUCUAAGAGCAGUGGGACUUGUUUCUCAUAGCAUCCAAUACAAACAUAGCAUUCAUUGACUCAACGUGAGCUCUGAAAAAACAAUUCUGCAAAUGCCCAGCAGGGUUCAGCUGAAACAGGGCAAAAUUAACUAUGGAUGAUGCACAUUGGCUAACAAACUUGAUUUCACUAGCCCCAGCCCAGAACAUCUUUGAAAAUGUGUUUGCAGAUUUAUUUAUCUUUUAGAAAAUGAAACAGGACAUUUAUGUCUGAGUAUAUACAUGCUGCUCUGAAAUAUUAAAACAAGGCAAGACAGGCUUCCUAAAGCCUGAAAGGAAGGGGUGAAAUCAAUGGCUGAACCUGUGUUAUAAUUCUGGUGGGCAUGAAUGCAAAGCAAGUUGCAAAACUGGGACCAUUCUGUAGUCCUGUAGGACAACAUGGGGAAUUCUUGCAGGCUUGUAUGGUAGUCACUGGGAAGCAAGGACAUGAUGAGCUUCAUGGCAGCCACUGAAAUUAGCAGCCCAACAUCUUGUUUCCUCCUUCUCCUUGUACAAUACAGUACAACUGCAACUUAUGCACACUUAACAUGUGCGGUUUCAGCUUUAUACGGUUGAAGGCCAGCCAGUUAGACUCACACAAAUUAAAUGCACAGAAGGCAGACAGCCUAAAGGCCUUUUGCAUGCCUGGUCAGCCUCCUACCCAGUGUUAAUAAGUGGAAGAAAGUUGCAACACAUAAGCAUCACCUAACAUUUUCAGUUAAUCAACUGCAUGUCAAAAGUUUUUAAUUAUCAAAGAUAAGAUGAGGGUGGUUUAGGAUGAAAUGUGGUGUAUAUAAACUGAAAAAUGAAAAAAAAAAAGUUGUGGAUUUGGAAAAGAGUCUGCAAAAUAACUGAUCAAAACAUUUCAGUACCAAUGGAUUUUUUUUGGUGGGAGGGUUGCCAUGUGUCCAGAAUUUCCCAGACAUACAUGGAAUACUGCAGUCAGUGUCCGGACAUAUGGCAACCCAUUGUCAUUUUUGCCGAUUUCCCUCAAUAACUUUGGGUAAAAAAAUAUUAAAAAAUGCAACAACUUUGCCAAAAAAAGCUCAGGCAAUCCUAAAUUAGUGGCGAUGGUAGGUCUGCCAAGUAUUCUAGUUUUCUUGUAGCUCUUACUUUACCUAGGAUUCAAUCUUCUUAAUUCUGUUUUUGUGGCUGUAGCUUUACUGAAGUGCAUCAAUGAGUUAAUGGGUCAAUGUAUUCUUCUGUCACAGCUGAUAGAUUAUUAUGGGUACACUAAACGUUUAAGCUAGAAAUAAUGUACAUUUGUAAUAUAUUUCAUGCAGAAAUCUUAGUGCACUGUGGAAAUGUUGAUUAAACCUGAUUACAUGGAAAUUGCAUGCAUGAGUAGCUUUAGAGUGGAGGCACAGAGCAAAGUAGGAUUAUAAACAAAAGCAAUUUACUUGAGAGAAAGUGUGUGGAGGGGAAGGAAGACACGCAAAGGCUACCUGCGUGAUCAGAUUUGGGCAGUCAUUCUAGUGUUUCCAUAGCCAUUAUUUUUGUAGCAUUGCCAAUGCCUUGUCUUUAUUGAUUACAUUUCUUUUAAUAUCUUAUGAAAUUCCAUCCAGUCAUAGAGCCAUCUUUCUCGGCUAGUUCUUGAGGUCAUUAUGGCUAUGUUUUUGCCAAUGCUCAGCAGUCAGAAAGGGACUUUGCCCAAGUAAAAUGGAGGCAGUGCAAGACUGUGUGGUGCUUCUUCUAACUUCCAAGCACUCAGUUUAACAUGAGUGAGUGUCCUCCUCUAGUGGUCUUUUAUGUGCAGACAGCUUGAGGGAUGUGUGAAGGCAGAGGACAUUAUAUGGACCAGGUAGGGUGAGUCUCAUGCAAGGGUACAUCUCAGAGGGGAGUCUGGGCCACUCUGUCAGUUUAUGGGCCUUGCCUUGGGAGGGGCCUCAAAACCUUAGAGCCAGCUCUAGGUUCAUCUGGUUUCUACUUUGAUGAUGAUGACUUACUAAUAUUUAUUAAAUUUGUAUACUGUCCUUCAUCUGCAGAUCUCAGGGUGAUUCACAAGAUAAGAACACAAAAUACAUAAGAAAAACAAGAACAAAAACCAAUAACCCCCCACCCCUCAAGAACACAUUUAAAAGGCCAUAGAUUGUUUAAUCAGCUGAAGGCCCUGGUUAUAGAGAAAUGUUUUUGGCUGGUGCCUAAAGAUAUGCAAUGAAGGUGCCAGGCGAGCCUCCCUGGGCAGAACACUCCACAAGCAGGGAGCCACUGCAGAAAAGGCCCAUUCUCGUGGUUGCCACCCUCCAGGCCUCUCAUGGAGGAGGCACACAAAGAAGGGACUCAGAUGGUGAUUGCAUGGUCCAGGUGAUCCUUAACUCCAGGGCAUAUUCUGGCCACAACGAAAAUUCUGAAGUCCAUGUGUUAAUCAAGUUAGUUAAUCAAGUUAAUCAAGUUCCUAGUUCACAAUAUCUAAUUGCUAGAAUGCAGUUCCAACUUUUAGUGGUGUCAAGAUUUAUUAAUGCAUAUUACUUUUAGCACCCUGUUAUACUCAUCAGCAGACUGGCUAAAUAAAAGAAUUCAUUACACUCCAUGCCCAAAUGUGAAGCUUGUUCUUCCUGAAAUUCUAGACCCUUUACCCCAGUUUCUUUCUCACUUUAUUUGCCCUUGGUUAUCUGUAUAGGCCAUGGGAUGCUGUCUGACUGUUGGGACUAUUGGGAGGCAGGCAGACAGAAAACCAAGAGGGGAGGGGAGCAGAAUCAUGUGUCCUGGAAGAGGGCCUGGCUGGCUGGCUGGCUGGCAGCCUGGAAGAGAGGAAAGGCCCAUUCCACACUGGCAUUUUGUUGCAAGUCUCAUUUGUGUUUUUGUUGCUCAAGUCUCCUUAGUCUUAGUUUCGUUUAGUAGUUCAUAGAAGAUACUAUUUGGCCCCAGAGCUCCUUUGUAUUGUAUCAGGAUGUGUAUCUCAUUUGCAUGUCUGGCAAGGAAAAUAAUGGUGCAUUUAAAACCUGUUUCUGUACCUGAGAUGCCUAUGCUUAUUUGGUUGUUGAACUGCAGAAAUGAAAAUGCUAUCUAUCUAAAUGUUAUUUAUCUAAAUAAGCAUCACAGAUGCAUGGCAGAACACAGUAGCAUUGAUAAAGGCAAAAUAUUGUAGUCACAGGGCUGCAGUUUUAUUAUCUGGCUCUUGCUAAUUGUUCCUCAUUGUGAAGCUCAGUUUCAACAUUUUGCAGAAAAUGUAAUAAUAGAUCCAAUAAAACUUUCACUCUUUACAUUUGAUUACAUUGGAUUACAUGUUGGGACUAGUAGGGAAAAUGCUAAUGAGAGUUCUGUCUGAUUUGGGGGAGACUGAAGUAUAAAACUGCCAUUGUUUUAUACAUUAUUUUAUAGAGCGAUGUAACAAACUCCUGCCUCAAUAAUCUCUCAGUGUGAACACUGACAGAGACAACAGAGAAAGGAAGAUGGAAGAAUAUAUGCAAAUACAGUUACAAGUCUUUAGACCCGAUUCUGUAGGGGAGAGAGCUAAGGCCUUAUGGCAAAGGAUUUGCAGGAAAGGUGGGUUUUGAGGAGGGAUUCAAAGACAGAGAAUGAGGUGAUUCCAUGCCUCAUAGGUGUUCUGCGGAAGCAGGAAGUUAAAAGCAAAUUCCCCCCUCUUCAAGCUGGCAUAGUUUUCAGCAUAGUGCCAAGCUGCAUUUCUGCCACUGUGGAAGUGAGACAAGUAAUAUACAAGUCUGAGGUGACACAAAUCAUGGCUUUCCAUCAGUAUUUUUCCAGAUCAAAAGCCACAUCCUUUAUUGAAGACUCAGACUGUACAUUUAGUAGAGUGGCACAGUUAUUUUAAACAACCGUCCCUCCCUCGUUGUAUUUAAUGUUGUGUAAGGAGAUUUGCACGGUACAGAUUAUGUAAAACAGAGAUUAUGUAACAAAAGUGCUUCUGUAAAUCUGUUCCCUGCAGAGGCUUGAGAAUGGGUGGGUGAGAAUGUUUCCUUGAGCGCAGUGUGACAAACCCAGUAUGUAUACAGUUGGGAGGUCAGAUUAAUGAGCAAUAUAAACUGUGUCCAAAUAAGGAAGAUUUAACUUCAGUGCUUUGCUAAAGUGCCAAACAUUCCAGGAUGUGGAAGAUGCUAGUUUGGUUCGGCAUAGCUAUAUAUCUGCAAGACUGUGUUUAGCUUGUAUAGCUGAAAAAUGGCCGUACCCAUUAGAUACUGCUUGUUUUCCUAAUUAGAUCGAGUGCCAGCAUUUGCUUGACAGGUGUUAGCCACGUGGCCAUUGGCAAGUGUAGCAUGCCCAGUCUCCUAGCCAACAGGAGAUCGGUAGCGCACUGUAACUUUCUCAUUUUCCUCUUCCUUUCUCAUAAGCAAAUUUCCUCUGUCUCUUCCAUGUUUUGCUUUAGCCCUAGUGUAUGGUGUAUUAUUAGGGACGUGGGUGGCGUUGUGGUCUAAAUCACUGAGCCUCUUGGGCUUGCCAAUCAGAAGGUCGGCGGUACAAAUCCCUGUGAUGGGUUGAACUUCUGUUGCUCUGUCCAGCUCCUGCCAACCAAGCAGUUCAAAAGCAUACCAGUGCAAGUAGUUAAAUAGGUGCUGCUGGAGCACUCUGCUUUCCGUCAUGGUGUUCCGUUGCGCCAGAAGCAGUUUAGUCUUGCUGUCCACAUGACCCAAAAAGCUGCCUGUGGACAAACACCAGCUCCCUCGGCCUGAAGUGAGGUGAGCACUGCAUCCCAUAGUCACCUUUAACUGGACUUAACCGUCCAGGGGGUUGUAUAGAUUAUUAUUAUUAUUAUUAUUAUUAUUAUUUAUACUAAGUUUCUCUCAGGGCCACGUUUACAUGAUAUUUCAUGGCAGGACCACAUUGCUACACUAACCCCAUAGAAACAUUUGUGUUACAAUUUUAUUUCUUGCCAGUUUUAAUCAGUGUUUUCUCUUAAGCUGAUUUGUGGUUGUGCUCAUGUUCCCGCACCAUACGUCUCUAUUUCUUAGCCCCCCCCUCACCCUCCCAAACUUUUUUUUCUCAGUCUGUACCACAAUAAGUUUUGAGUGUGCUCCUGGGGUCCCAGGGCUUGGUGGUGGCCAGGAGUGUGUUUGUACCAUUAUGUCUCGUGCACCAGCGGCACCCUUGAGGUGCUGGAUCUGGCCACAGAGAGGCAUGCCUUUGUUGCAUCCUGACUGGACUCCGGAUACAAGCUCCACAUGGGGCGGUCUUUGAAAAAUGUUCAGAAGCUUCAGAGGUUCCAAAAUGCUGCAGUCACACCCCUGACUGGGAGGGCUUGGCAAUGUGUCAAUACAUCAUCCAACACCAGUUUGUUUCAAAAUAAUUUAGCUGGCAAUGUAUUGCAAAGCACAGCCUUUAAAAAAUCCAGGGGGCAGUGUAAUUGUAAGCCUCUGGUGGCUGGCUGGCUGCCUUCCCUUUUGGCUCCCUUUCCCCUCUGAUGGCAGAACAGUUCCAUGCCCAGCCUUGGCGCCUCCCAAUAACUGUGGUAUCUCUACCCAGUGCAGGAAUCGUAGCUGGCUGCUUCUUCCUUCUCUCUGUCUAGGGAGGAGCGGAAGGAGUUCGCUCUCUGAACGCAAGGGCUCGCCUUCCUUUGAGAGGAGGAAUCCACAGUGCAGAUAGCACAUACCUAUUAAGCUCCUUGACUGCUCCUUCGCCCAAUCUCCCCCUCCCACCAGCAUGAACGCCAAAGACAGCUCCUUUGUCUGAUCUCUACCCCCCCCAUAGUUCCAUGUUUCAGACAUCAUGAUAUAUCACUAAAUCAUGAUGUUUAGCUAGUGAUAUAUCAUGUUGUUGAAAACAGAUAUCACUCAACCCUGGUUAUGUCCUAUAACACCCUAUAUGGCUUGGGAUCACAUAUCCUGGGUGUUAAAAUCUUUGGGUGAGCACCUUCUUGGAUGCGGUGCAUCAAAAUGGGAGGCAUGGUUGGUGGUGACAUGUGGAAUUUCCUCCCACAAGAGGUUAGACUGGCUCUCUCUUUGCUGUCCUUCUACCGGCAGGCUAAGGCUUUCCUAUUCAAGUUACAGGUAGGUAGCCGUGUUAGUCUGCCGUAGUCAAAACAAAAUAAAAAAAAUCCUUCCAGAUCUGAAGAAGUGUGCAUUCACACGAAAGCUCAUACCAAUAACAAACUUAUUUUUUUUAUUUUGCUUUCCUAUUCAGACAGGCCUUUGAAAACAAUGCCGGCCACUGGGCUGCUGCCAGAGCAAACUGCACUUUAAUGCUAGUUUUAAAUGCAUUUUUGGUGUAUUUUAACUACUCCUUUUAACUAGUUUGUUUUUAUUACUUUGUAUUUUAUAAUUAUGUGUUUGAAUUUUGAAUCUCAGUGUGGUAAGAAUUUACCUCUACAUCACCUGUUCUUGCCCAAGUGAGGGAACACUGUUAAAUAAAGCAUGGAACCAGGAGAAAAAUAGCAAGCUUAGUAGUCCAGGGACCAAGUUUAUUAACAAACCAUCAAUUAGGAAGGACUGUCCAGAAGAGAUAGGUAAAAGGUAAAGGCAAAGGACCCCUGGAUGGUUAAUUCCAGUUGAAACCGACUAUGGGGUUCGGCGUUCAUCUCCGCUUUCAGGUUGAGGGAGCCAGCAUUUGUCUGCAGACAGCUUUUUGGAUCAUGUGGCCAGCAUGACUAAACCACUUCUGGUGCAACAGGACACCAUGACGGAAGCCAGAGUGCAUGGAAAUGCUGUUUACCUUCCCACUGCUACGGUUCCUAUUGAUCUGCUCACAUUGGUAUGCUUUCAAAAUUCGACUGGAGCUAACCGUACAAGGGUCCUUUACUUUUUUUUAACCUUUAUAUAUAACACUGCACAUAGAGCCAUAAAACAUCUUAAACAUCCUUCUGCAUAUAUCAAUAAAGGUUACAAUUCAUGGGAUGUAUACAUUCAUGGCUCCAUACUGAUAUCAACUUCCCACAUUUACAUUGGGGAGCCCCAAGCCAUUUGGUCUCAACUAUCACACUUUAACCUAGUUGCCUUGGCAACCAGACCUUCAUUGAGAAUGGAAGAGGGUCUCCCAUCUCCUCUUUCUAGGCCUCAGAUAGCUUCAAGGAGAAAAGCUGGUUGUCACCCAGAUGCUAAUCCAACAAAUAACUUUCAGCAAAGCAUCAUUUGCCCCUCCAGGGUCAGAUAAGGCAAGAAGGCUGGUAUGCAGUGUUUACACAGAAAUACACAGUUACAAAAUGCAGGCACACAGGAAUCAUUCAUUGAUGCAUUCUAUCUAAAAGGUUAAAUGCAAUAAAUAUUGAAACCAUUAAGCAAUAUCAAAAUCUAGAUCUAAGGCCGGAUUGAAUCACCAGUUUGGGAGAGAGGCAAGUUUAUAUAAAUGCAUAAUAACAAACGUGUUAAAUGACUCAGGACUGCAGAUUCAUCAGGUAUUUAAGCUGGACCAGUUCACUCCUCCUGACCUUUGAUAUGUUCUAUCUAUAGAAAAUGGUUCUAUUUAAGCACAUAAAGCUUAUUAAGAUAAGAUAAACCAAUCAUAAAGAUGCUUCUGUGUUAAUGAAGAAAUAACUAAGCAGUGUUGCACCUGGGGAAAAUUAUGCUAGCUAAACCUGGUUUGGAGCUAACCAAGACCAUUGUCGGAACCAAAAGUCACAGGUGCAUUCACAUAAUGGGAAUUAAUAGAGCAUGAACAUGUAGGGUCUCCUGAUUUCUUGUCUAUACCUGGUUUUACAUCUGCAUUGAGUCCACAGGCUUUCCCUAGCACUAAAAUUUAUUAAAACGGGUUCUUGAUGCAAUGCAAAUAAAAUAAAAUAGAUAGUGGGUCUUAUCCCCUUGCCUGUGAAUCUUUGUAAAUGCAGUACAUAGUAAUUAGAGUGAUAGCUGUAAUUAUGUUGUCAAGUAUGCAUUUUUCCCUUAGCAGCAAUGAAAUUGAUAUAAUAGAAGCUAUAUUUUACAACAUGAGGUGGGCACAGAUUCUGUUUUGAGACACACCCAAGUGCAUAGGGGUCAUUCUGUUGCACAUGUUGGGAAGCCUUUCCCAUUGAAAUGAGGGUCAGACCGUGCAUAUUUCCCCACCCAACCCCCACUCCUGAUUUUAGUUGAAUGGAAAUAUCACUAUUUUUUCAUUUUGUAAUGUUUUUAUGCAUUACAGAGCCUUUCAGAAAAACUGUUACAAUUCCUCCUAAGUUCCCCCACAAUUCAUGCUUCUAUAUAUUUUGGAACGUGAUUUUUCUGUCUGUCCUUUUUAUCUUUUUUCUUUUUUUGUUUUCUAUACGUUUGGAUGCCUCUCAAGGUAUUGGCACCAAACUUGGCAUAAAGUUUCGGAGGGGGGGGCGUCCUUCGUUGAGGUUUGGACAUCAGUCACCAUUUUGAAUCUUGCCUGUUAAGAUAUUGUCAUGAAACUUGACAUAAGGAUUCCCAAGGUGGGCAACAAUCUUCAUUGCUUAUUGAACACUUGGCACCAUUUUGAAUCAAGAUGAUAGACCAAAACAUAGCUUUGUUGCUUGUGAUUUUUUUGCACAGGUUUGGCCACUUCAUGAGAUGUUGUUGCCAAAUUUCCUUCCUAAUUUCACCAUCUGCAAUUAGGGCGGAGAAUAUUUGGGUGGGCCUUUUUGCUCAUAUCCUAUAGAAAAUGGUCUAUUUGGGUUAAGACAGUGAUAAAAUGUUUGGUUAGAGAUCUACCCCAUCCCAAAAUAUAGUUAAUAUAGUGCAAUGAUGGAAUGAAUAUUAAAACAUGUUUAUGUCUGUAAUGUAGAUGUUCUCUUUGGUUUUAGUCUAGUCCUAGGCAACAAGAUUGGUUCCCAACAAGCAUGAGAUCUCUAGAUGUGGAAAUAUGGUUUGGAGUAAUGUUCAUAGUGUGUAUGCAUUUCUUAGUUAGUAAUUUUAGUUUGUAUUGUAUGUAAACAUAGAACAGUGCUUAAUGCUGGGUCCCAAAAUAAAGCCCAGCUAGUUCAGUAUUGUCAUCGCUGAUUGACAGUAGCUCUCUAGCACUUGCUAGUACUACCUGUGAAUUCCAGGGAUUGAGGCCAGGAACUUUUUGCAUGCAAAGUGUGUGCUCUACCACAUCUUUGCAAACUGGGAGCUCUGCUGAAAGGCAGUAUAUUCAUCAUUUAAAUUAACAGAUAAGAUGCCACUGGGCUACAGUGCCCUUGAAAGUAGUUUGUAAACUAAAGUUAGUACAAAAUAUAGCAGCUAGAUUACUAACUGGGCCAGGACAUAUAGAAUGCACCUCACCAAUUUUAAAACUAUACUGUCUCCUCAUUUGUUUCUUAGUCCAAAUUUUGGUCUUAACCUUAAAAUUCCUAAAUGUCUUGGGAACAGACUACCUUAAGAGUAGAACCCAUGAGUGGCUCUACAAUUUCUAGACUAAUUCCAGGAAGCCUGGAAGUCAUGCCCUCUGACCUGGAAGUAUUGUCCUCUGUUCAAAGUGUGUAUGGAUGCCAAGCUAUUGUACUCAAAGCAGGUUUUAGCUCCAAAUUCUGUUCGAAUUGUGGCUCCCAUUACAUUCUGAACUUUCUGUAGUGUGUUUUCAGGAGUGAAGAUUGAGACCUAAUUCCAGAAUCUGGCUGCAUUAACUAGUUUAAAAAUGUGGAUUACUACAUUGCUUUAAAAUUGGGGGUGGGUGGAUUUGCAAUGUGGAAUGAUAAAGGCUGGUCACACACAAGCCUCUUUCACUGUCAUAUGAACAUGGAUGCAGACUGUAUUCAAGUCUUUAAUGGAAAAUGCAUGACAGACUCAUCAGCUGUGCUGAUAAGAAGCAUGCUUUGCUCACAAGAUGCUGAAUGUGGUCUAAUCCCUGUCUCUCUGUUUCCUUUCUUUGCUCAUUGCCCUGCGUUUACAGUAACCUAUUGAGAGCCUUGGAACUAGUUUAAAGGUCUCAUGGGCAGCGCAGUGCUCCAUGCUGUGGAUGCUGCUGUGUUAGAACAAAUGUUCCUUGGUCUUAGCCUUGUGGGUGGAAUAAUAAGCACAUUAAACAACUGCAAGUGGAGGAACGGAGAGCAUUUAGCCUAAUGGCAAGAACAUUGAAAGGGAUAGGCUGAGAACUAGGAAGAUGUAUUGUUUGUGUUUUCCUUCAGGACUUGACUGUUGCAAUAUGCACUCUUGCAGAACGAAACACUCUUGAUCAGGGGAACACAGAGCAUCAGUGCUCCAGCAUCUGUGCUGGCUCUCUCAGCAUUCAAGGCAGCAUCAUUCAAAACUCUGGUUUUACUCUCUGAAGCUCUAAGUAGUUGGCAGAACCACAAGCAACUGGGUUUGUGCCCUGGAAAGGCCCCAGCUAGGGUGCCCAAGAUAUUUUAAACUUUAAAUCCCUUCUUUUGAAUUGAUGCAAGGAAUCCUACCAUAAACAAUUAUAUGGUUUAUAUUUUGUCCCCCUGGGUGAGAGCCCAUGCUAGCUAGCCCUAGAACAAUUCUUUUGUACAGCUUCCUUGCAUGAUAAUCUGGAUCACUAAGGCAGAGCUGGAGAGCAUGGGCUAUAGUGCAGGAAAUUUGGUUUGGAAUCCUCUUCUUCCAGCUUCCAGUUUAAGUAAAAAAAAAGCUAUUUCAAUUAGAAAUAUUUCCCAAAAAACAUGUUCUUUGAGCAAAUAUUCACUUUUUCUAAGCAUUGUAGCUUAGAUAGGAAGACCGUGUUGAGUGUCUUGAGAGAGUAUUCAGACAGGAGUGAACUGGAGGGCUGAGUUUGAGCAGGAGAAGUAGAAGCUGUGAGGAUGAAGUCUCCUUGGGUCUCUUUCCAGUCAGGAGCGGGGAGAUCUUCUAGAAAGAGAAGACUCCCAAGCCUGUUAGGAGGGGUGGGGGGGACCCCCUGGGUCUGUUAUACUAUUUGGAAAUGCCUUAGGAGUGGGACUGUUAAGAAGUUGGGUAACUGACAAAUAGUGGCUCUUGCUCAUGAACAAAGUUUUAAGCUAUGAAGGAAGCUGUGCUGUGUCAAAGUAUUUAACUAUAACACCUGUCAUAACUACGUAAAGAAAUGAGAGUGAAUAACAGAAACUGAGUGAAGAUUUUACCACCUAUUCUAUUUUUUUUAUAAGAUAUUUAUUAAGAUUUUCAGAAUAUUACAAGACAAAAAAAGAAAAAAAAGAAAAAAGAAAAAUACAAAAUAAAAACAGUUAAAAACAAUUCAUUCCUUCCGUUACUUAGCCUUCAUUUGCUUAUUUCCAGGACCUCCUCACACCUCCCUUUUUUGUAUUCCAAUUCAGUUAUUAGUUCAACAAAUCCCUCCCCUCUUUAUGUAUCCUAAUCGUUAAUCAUAAAGUAUUUGUAAUUUUAGAUUUUUACCUAUUAAUAAACCAUUUUUUUCCAUAUUCCCUUAUAACAUUUCAGCUAAAGACCACUUAGUUUCUAUCCGACAUCAUUCUAACAUUCAUUAAUUUUGCAAUAUUUCUGUAAAUAGUCUUUAAACUUUUUCCAAUCUUCUUCCAUCGACUCUUCUCCCUGGUCUCGGAUUCUGCCAGUCAUUUCCACCAAUUCCAUAUAGUCCAUCACCUUCAUCUGCCAUUAUUCCAAGGUGGGUAGAUCUUGUGUCUUCCAAUACUUAGCAAUGAGAAUUCUUGCUGCUGUAGUAGCAUACAUAAAAAAAGUUCUGUCCUUCUUUGACACCAAUUGGCCGACUAUGCCCAGGAGAAAGGCCUCUGGUUUCUUCAAGAAGGUAUAUUUAAAUACCUUUUUCAAUUCAUUAUAUAUCAUCUCCCAGAAAGCCUUAAUCCUUGGGCACGUCCACCAAAGGUGAAAGAAUGUACUUUCAUUUUCUUUACAUUUCCAACAUUUAUUAUCGGGCAAAUGGUAGAUUUUUGCAAGCUUGACUGGUGUCAUGUACCACCUGUAUAUCAUUUUCAUAAUAUUCUCUCUUAAGGCAUUACAUGCCGUAAAUUUCAUACCUGUGGUCCACAACUGUUCCCAGUCAGCAAACAUAAUAUUAUGUCCAAGAUCUUGUGCCCAUUUAAUCAUAGCAGAUUUCACCGUUUCAUCCUGAGUAUUCCAUUUCAACAGCAAGUUAUACAUUUUUGACAAAAUCUUAGUUUUGGGUUCUAACAGUUCUGUUUCCAAUUUUGAUUUUUCCACCUGGAAACCAAUUUUCUUAUCCAAAUUGUAUGCCUCCAUUAUCUGAUAAUAAUGAAGCCAGUCUCGCACUUUGUCUUUUAAUUUCUCAAAACUCUGCAAUUUCAGUUUGUCUCCUUCCUGUUCCAAAAUUUCCCAAUAUUUCGGCCAUUUGGCCUCCAUAUUGAGCCUUUUCUGAGCCUUUGCUUCCAUCGGUGACAACCACCUUGGGGUUUUGUUUUCAAGUAAGUCCUUAUAUCUUAUCCAGACAUUUAACAAUGCUUUCCUGACAAUAUGAUUUUUAAAUGCUUUAUGUGCUUUAACCUUGUCAUACCACAAAUAUGCAUGCCACCCAAAAACAUUAUUAAAACCUUCUAAGUCCAAAAUGUCUGUGUUCUCAAGAAGCAGCCAUUCUUUCAACCAGCAGAAUGCUGCUGAUUCAUAAUAAAGUUUAAGGUCUGGCAGGGCAAAUCCACCUCUAUCCUUUGCAUCGGUUAAUAUUUUAAAAUUUAUUCUGGGCUUCUUGCCCUGCCAGACAAAUCUAGAAAUGUCUCUCUGCCACUUCUUGAAACAGUCCAUCUUGUCUAAGAUUUGCAAUGAUUGAAACAGAAAUAACAUUCUUGGCAAUACAUUCAUCUUUAUAACAGCAAUUUGUCCUAACAAGGAAAGCUUCAGGUUUGACCAUAUCUCUAAAUCCUUUUUCACUUCUGACCAGCAUUUCUCAUAAUUGUCUUUAAAUAGGUUUAAAUUCUUAGCAGUCAUAUUAACCCCCAAGUAUUUUACUUUCUUAACCAAUGUUAAACCUGUCUCCUUCUGAAACCUCUCUUUCUCAAUCGGUGUUAAAUUUUUCUCAAGCACCUUAGUUUUUAACUUGUUCAACUUAAAUCCUGCCACAUGACCAAAUUCCUGAAUCAAUUCUAAUACUCUUUUAGUACUAGAUUCUGGCUCCUGUAACAUCAAUACUAAAUCAUCUGCAAAAGCUUUCAAUUUGUACUGUUUAGCUCCAACCUGUAUACCUUUAAUCAGACGGUCCCUUCUGAUCAUAUUUAGCGAAACCUCCAGGACCGAAAUAAACAGCAAUGGGGAAAUUGGAAUUUAACACCUAUUCUAGAAACCUGAACAUCUACCUGAAGCAUAACAACUGAUUUGCUGUGCAUUUACUACUUUGUUUUAAUGCCUGUGACAUCUUUAGAAUUAUUGUAAUUAAUAAGUUACCUGUUUCCUGAAAGAACACAACUCAUUGACCCAUCUUUGUUUUAUCAACUUUGUUUUGUAAAUAAAACCUUUCUUAUUCAUUCAGCUUCUGCGUAAGACUCCAGAUCUUCCCUCACACAAGAACCCAAAAUGAUAACCUGUGGGAAUUUAUAAAUGUAAUUAUUUCGCGUACCGUGCUGUAGGUUCACUACAGGUUUAAUUGGGGGCCAUUAGCGGUGAGAUCUGCUACAUUUAAUUGGACUUAGCAGUAGGUCCGUUACACCUUGAUUCAGGGAACAGCACAACUCCGUAAAAAGUUGAAGGCAGUUUUAAACACAAAAUAUAAAUGAAUUUUAAUAUAGUUUAGAAUAAACACCAGAGACACAGGGAGUUUGAAGUAAAAAAAAUUCAGUCCUUAUAACCCCAGAGGUAAGUUUGGCAGGGUAUAGUCUGGUGAAUUAGUUAUUGGUAUGAGCACACAAGCUCAUACCAAUAACUAACUUAGUUCGUCUCUAAGGUUCUACUGCAAGGAAUUUUUUUAAUUUUUUUUUAUUUAUUUUAUUUUGUUUCGACUUCAAUAUAUAGUUGCGCAGCACCCCAGUCUCCAAGCUGUGUGGGAUUCCAAGGGUUCCAGGUACUUGCCCAGGGUCCGCGUUUGCUUUUGGAAAUAAGGCACGGCAGAGACUGUGGUGUCUUUAUGAUAUAUGUUUUAUUCACACGUAUAUACAACCUGAGCAUACAGUGGAGGGGCUCACAUUGCUGCAGCCUUGGAUUCAAAUAGUCGGCCCACAUUGUGCUUGCCUGGCACCCAGGAAUUAGAAAGGGUGUCCAGGAAUUAGAAGCAGGCUCCAGGCUCCCCACAGACUUGUAACGAUAUCAUAUGCCCUUUGCCCUUCUACCUGUUAUUUGUCAAGCUUUCUGUGAUUUUUAUCUUUUUCUUGCAAGAGUCAAAAGCAUUGCCUGUCAGAACUUUGAAGCUGCAAAGGGGCUUGUGAUUUCAUAACUGGCGUUCCGAAAUAAACACUCUAGAAAAACCUCCUGAGAUAAACAUUUUCUCUUUGGCCCUGAAAGAAGUAUUGAGCAAGUAUGGCUAAUGCUGGGGAUAAGUGCUAAGAGCAAGAGGGGGGAAAGAUACUAUAGAACACACAAUCACAUCAGGGUUUCCCCCCUUUCUCCCAUGGAAGGGGGGGGGAGAGAAAACACAAAUAGAACAUGAAUGGGACAAAGUCUUUGAAGUCCUCUACUCAGGCUUUUCUGAUUCCUUAAGAAACAUCAAAGAAAUCCUUCCACUGCCACCCCACUUAACCUUUUGGGGAUUGUGACCCCACAGCCAGCACUCAGUGUCUUGUGGCUUUUCAGCUGAUGCUUUCAGCUCCGUUGUUCUACUGCAAAAGGUCAGAGAAUCAGAGAGAAUAUCAAGAGACAUAUCAGUGUAUUUGAGGGCAGUUUUCUUUUUUCUUUUUGUUUCUCCUUUGUGUACUAUAAAGGGUAAUCCUUGAGAACUUAGAUGAAAUGCUGAAGGACAGCCCAUGCUUGUUCUUGUGGUGUUGAAGGGAAGAAAUAUCCGUGAUAUUUAGGCAAGCAUAUAAGCUAAAUUGUGUGUGUGUUUACAUGAACUGAAUUCUGACAUUGUAAAUUUAGUUACUUUACAAGUACAGGCAGUGAGCAUUUUAGGCAUGUCCACUUGAUCUCUGGUCACUGAUGUGUGGGUCCUUUUGGAUCUGGAAGAGGGUGGGACGGGGUUGGGCACACUUAUACGCCCUCUGCUUAUAUGCGGGGAUUGGGAAUGGAACCCGCCUAUAUUGUUUUUCUUUCGAAAAGGUACCACCCAAGUCUACUUCAGAAGUGAUCCAUAGUAAUUGGAUUAAUUUGUUUGACAUCUGCUGAAUAUCUGAAUAUUAGUCUGAGCUAUAGGUUGGGCCUUGGUGUAUGUUGGUAACUUAAUUGCCAGAUGCCAGAACCCAGUGAGCUGUGUGGUGUUCCUCAAAGUUACAUGCCAGUUUUAGUUGAUUAAUCUAUUAAUUGUGUUUGCAAACCUUAAUUGGUUUAAUUAAAACUAGUUGAGCUUUUUCAAUAUCUGUGGUAACCUUGGGAAAGGAGCAGGGGAGAGAAUGUCAGUCCUGACUCCAUAUAAAGGUAAAGGUAAAGGGACCCCUGACCAUUAGGUCCAGUCGUGGCUGAUUCUGGGGUUGCGGCGCUCAUCUCACUUUAUUGGCCAGGUCAUGUGGCCAGCAGACAAACCAGAGCAGCGCACAGAAACGCCGUUUACCUUCCUGCCGGGGCGGUGCCUAUUUAUCUACUUGCACUUUGGUGUGCUUUCGAACUGCUAGGUUGGCAGGAGCAGGGGCCAAGCAACGGGAGCUCACUCCGCCGCGGGGAUUCGAACCACCGACCUUCUGAUCGGCAAGUCCUAGGCUCUGUGGUUUAACCCACAGCGCCACCCGCGUCCCUGACUUCAUAUAAACCCAUCCCUAAAUUCUCAUAUUUUUCAGUAGUGAUUAUUUUGUGCCAGAUCCAAAACUUUGAAGCUUUGAUGGUUCUGCUCUGGGUAUGGAAUGCAUCACAACAGUGGUAUGAAUAUGUAGUCCCUGCUUUCUGUGAUCUUUUGUAGGUAUCUGGUGUACCUGAACUAUUCAGUUAAAGUAUAUUAUUGGUAGUUCUUAAAUAUAUAUAUAUAGCUUUAUUUUAGUAAAUAAAGUGGAGGAAUUUGCUGCACCAUUGUCUAUACGAGUGUUAGAAGCUCAGAGAUAUAAGCUACAUGCCAGAUGACUCCUUCAACCAGGUUGCAGUCACCAAAACGGAAUGUCUAGUACUCUUUAGAAUACCAAGUUCACAUUUUAUUAGAGCUAUUUGAUGUGUUCAGAAUUUGGGCUUAUCUCAUUCAAUAUUAUUACUCCUCUUCUGUCUGUAUUUAAUAUUCACAUGGUAGAUAGAUUGCAUGAGUUGACUGCCAUAAGCACACAUCAGCAGCAUGGUUGCAAUGAACCAAGUGAGGGAAUUCAUGGGGCCAAAUAUCCUGACAGCCGGUUCACAUGGUUGGUUCACCACAAGCAUGAACAGGUGAAAUGAAUCUUCAUAAAUUGAUCAUGAAGCUUUAUUUAUGCAUAAGUGAAUUAGGCCUAAUCCCUAACAAGUCACAUAGUCAGUGAGUAUCAGAUCUAGUGGUAGCCACUAGUGGUUGCAAAGUUAAGCAAUUUCAACAUCACCAGGAUUGUCUAUUUUACUAUGUAAAUAAUAAUACACAGCAUUUAUAUGUGCUUUUGGUGCUUAACAUAUGCUAGAUUAGUAAUCCUAACAACAUGCUGUGAGAUGUCAGAAUUCUUAUCCCCUUGUUGGAGAUGGACAGUGAGACUGAGAGAAUACUGAUUUCUUGUAGGUUGGGGGUGGGAAUCCUGUAUAUUUCCAGAUGUUGUUGGACUACAACUCCCAUCUCUCAGACCUUUCAAAACAAGCAAUCAGCCAAGGCUGGCAAUAUUUCUUUGUGCUCUGUGCUGCUGUCCAGGGUCCUGAUUGCUUUGCUAUCUCAUCAUUUCAAAGUCCCUGUGCUGACCCAGAAGAAAUAGACUUAAUUGGGUGGGAAGCAGCCAUUGACACAAUUUUUGUGUGUGCAAGUCAGCUGUUGCAUCAGUUGUGUGUGAAGGCACAGCGUGGUGGUCCCUUGUAGGAGAAGCAACCAUGGGAAAUGCAACAGUCCCUUACAGGCCCUCUAACCACUUAAAAGUGAAUUGUGAGUUGUCUUUGUUUACAGCAGACAUGUUUCCCUUAAACUGAAGCUGAAGCAAACUGCUGUUCUUCCCACUUUUAUUCAUUUUUGCAUAUCUGCUGAUUGCCUUAGAUAUUACCUAUUCACAAUGCAAUUUUUUUUUAGCUUAGCUUGGUAAAUAUGAAUACCUUUUCUUUCUGGAAGAGAGAGAAAUGCAUUAUGCUCAAUCAUAGCCCCAUUGCUUUAGGUCAAAAAUGUAUUCACCAUCUGCUAUGUAAUAACAUAGAGCAGUGCUUUUAAUCUCUGUUAUUUAAAUAGGUCCUGUUAUUUAAAUAGGUCUAAUAGAACAGGCUAUUUUGACAGAAGCAGAUUGUCAAAUAGGCAAUCAAGAUGCCUCUGCUGUAAUUCCUCUGCCACAGUUAGAACCAUGUUUUCCUCUUAUUUAUUGAUUACACUUGUCAAUAUCCUUCCAGGAUACAACUCCUCCUAAGACUGCUUCUAACAACAGGAGCAGGAAAACACUUGCAGAGAGUCAAUGGGCCUUUCCCAGCCCACAUAUUCUUCCUUGCAGAGAUCCCCAAGUCAUUCUGGACUCUCUCUUCUGGAGAACCAGCCUCUGCAACUGGAAGAACCUGGGGGGGGGGUGAGGAUUUGCAAGGUCAGCAUGUCUAGGAGGAAUGAAGCACCCAGCCCCUGCAAACCCCAUCGUGGCAUUUGCCUUAGCUCUCACUUUGCUUCUAGUUAUCCUAAAUAUAUUCAUUUGUGAACUGAAGACAUAUUUUCUGUUAAAACUUCUUGUAGAUACAGUUGUUAAAUGCUGUGUAUAACUCGCAGAUUCUGCUUUAAAUGAUGAACAAUGUCCUCUUUUUCCUUUCUUUUCAGUAUUCAGAGGCCAAAAAGCAGUGCUGGUACUUUGAAGGGGUGUAUCCUACAUAUUAUAUGUAAGUGAUCCUCCUUUUCUCUCUGUGUUCAUCUGUAGAUGUGUGUGUCUGUGUGUUUACAAUGUUGGGAGAUCGAUUUAAGCCAUGGGUAGGCAAACUAAGGCCUGGGGGCUGGAUCCGGCCCAAUCACCUUCUAAAUCCGGCCUGAGGAUGGUCCAGGAAUCAGCGUGUUUUUACAUGGGUAGAAUGUGGCAUUUUAUUUAAUAUGCAUCUCUGGGUUAUUUGUGGGGCCUGCCUGGUGUUUUUACAUGAAUAGAAUGUGUGCUUUUAUUUAAAAUGCAUCUCUUGUGGGGCAUAGGAAGUCGUUCAAAUUUUUUUUUCCAAAAUAUAGUCUGGCCCCCCACAAGGUCUGAGGGACAGUGUACCGGCCCCCUGCUGAAAAAGUUUGCUGACCCCUGUUAAGCUCUUUAUAUCAGCACUUAUUCUAGAGCAGUCAUUCCCAAUUAGCUAAUUACUGAGGACCCCCUACUUUUGAUAUUUUUGAUAACUGUAUGGUAGUUACCUGUGCAAAGCAAUUUUUUGAAGAAAAUGUGGGGUGGCCCCUAAGAAGCAAAGGUAUACUAAAAAAAAAACAGCCAGACCAUAAAAUUUGUGAUAUUACCACAAAUUGCCUAUCCCCAGCCAGGAGGAAAACACUGUCUCCAUUGCUCCAUACAACUGAAUAAUAAAAAAGCAAUUGUGUCCCUAACUUGCAAGUGUUCUAUAUGCAGAAGACUUUUUAUAUGAGAGUGUUCAAACAUGCUAUUUCUUAUUUGUAAUCUGAGAAGGUACAUUUUAGCAAAACUUUGCAGAAGGUUCUGCUAACUGAAGAAUCUUGCACCAUGAAGACAUAGGUGAAGGCUUGGUCAGGGCUUGAUAAAGUAUUGGUGAAGACUGAGUAGAAAACAGCUGGGAUUUCAUCAUGUUGGUAGUAGUAGUAGUAGUAGUAGUAGUAAUUUUUAUUAUUUAGUCCUCCUGUGCCCAAGUUUCAUCCCUGGCUUAAAGAGAUUAAUUAGUUUUUAUUCUUGCUGAUUACCCAAUCAGAACAACCAAUUUUUGAAUUUAUUAGGAUUCUGCCAUACAUAUGUUUCCUCCCAUCCCAAAAUGUAGCCACAUACCUGUAGCUUCCCACAGAAAACAAGAAAACAACAUCUGCACAGGCUGCCCUUUGCACUAAAUGGGCCUGGGCUGUGUAUUGUAAGUAAGCAUGCAUGCCAUCCAUAAACUAGGUCAAAUCCUUCAAGAUCCAAAAUAGUUGGAUUUUUCAGCUCCACCCAGCACAAACACGCUGCCUCAUAAUACAUUUUCAAAUCUGGAAGAGCAAACCCUCCUCUACUCUUUGCAUCAAUUAGAAUUUUACAUUUAAUCUGGGGCUUUUUCCCUUGCCAGAUGAAGUCAGUUAUAGCCUUUCUCCAUUGCUGGAAGCAAUCAGUACCAUUUAUCACAGGUAGUGCUUGAAACAAAAAUAUAAUCUUUGGUAAAAUAUUCAUUUUGAUUGCCAAUAUUCUUCAUCCAGUUCCAUAAUUCGGUAUUAUUUUACUGUAAAUAUCGUGAAAAAAGUUCAAAUUUCUAGGCACCAGCCAAAGUCCCAAAUAUUUGACUUUCUUUUCUGCUUUAAAUCCAGAAAUCUUUUCCAAAUUUUAUUUUGCCUACUUCCCCAGAUUUUUAAUUAUCAUUUUGGUAUUUUCUUUAUUGAUGUACAAACCAGCCAGGCUGCCAAACACUUCUGGGCCUCCAGGACCUUGGGAACACUUUCAAGAGGCGAUCUGGUCUUGUUCUGUUGUGUUAGCAUCUAAUCUAUAAACAUUGGGUGAAUGAGCUGUCAUAAUGAAGAUUUUCCUUUCGCUUUUGUGCUUCUGUUGUCUAACCAGUGACAUAUUGAGAUCUGAUAUUCUCCAACUCAUUAAACACAUUGUAUGCUUGGUCAUUGUUCAAAGCCUGUUACUGUAUACAAAGAGAAACGAGGUGUUCUUAACAUGUUUUUUUUCCCUGCAAGUCCAUGUGGGAGAGGGAGACCUCCCAAGCCUCUGUAGUCCUAAUACAUCUUUUCUUGGCUUUGUAUUAUUUGAUUUAUGUUCAUACUCGAAUAGUAUCUGCAGGUUUCUUUGUGUUGCUUUCUGAGAACUCUGUAUUCCAUGAACAGAUGCUUUUUAAACUAGCCUAGUGUCAGGGACUCUGGGGCUUGAACUGGCAGCUUAUGAACAGGCUGGGAUCCAGUCUAGUGUGGCACUGUGUCCUAAGGCUUCAGAGCUCACAUCAGGAACAGAAGGGGUUCCUGUGGUUGAAAGAAAAUACUAAACUUCUGGAUUGACCAUAGCCUGAUUAUACUUGCAUACAGAACCAGAUCUUUGUGUGCAUUUGUUUGUUUAUUUUCUGGAAUAAUAUCCCUGCAAUGCUCACACAGUAAUAUGGUUUAAACAUUGCUGAAACAUUCAUUGUUCUCCAUCUGUUCCAGUUAUUUGUAGGACUAGAACGUCUUAAUGCCAUUCCACAAAUUGUGUGGCAGUGCACCAGCAUUCACAAUGAGGAAUUUGCUCAUGGCAAGGAGCUGCAGCCAAUGUUGGCUUUCAAAUUUGUGUACCUGUAUGAUACAUGUCUUUCUAAACGUGCUUCUUUUGUACCAUAUAUGCUUACAGUGUGAAUAAGGCCUCUGCAUCUGACUUUAAGUGAUGUAAAUUGGUCUUGCAAAACACUUCAUAACAACAGGUCAGACCUUAAUUCUUAGCACUCUCUUCCCACAAAUUAAAAUACAUUUGAACUCACUACUAAAGUUGCUCUUGAACAUUGUAGUAGAAAGGUAGGAUAGAAAUGUGAAAAAUAAAGUACUCAUUCAAAGAAAUAUUUUAUUUCAGAUAUAACUUUUGGAUUUCUUUUCCUGCUCAGCAUUAUUUUGUUUUUCUCCUGAGUCCUCAGGAUGACACCACUUCAGUCCUGCCCAGCUUUCCUUUUUACUUACCGUGUUUUCUUUCCUGUUUCUUUGAUUUCCCGCCAAAGAAAGUGUUGCUUAUGUUAAUCUCUUCUUUUACUGCAUUUGAUUCAUGGACAUUUCCUAGCUGCCUUCAAUCCUGUUAAAAGGCAGGAUAUGUUAAACAACCAGCAUUGAAGUUUCUUUUUACUUUGACUCCUGGUGAAGAGCUUUGUGAAAAUGGGUCCAGUGAUCUGUCAGCCAUGACUGAGUUCAGCCAUCUUUAAAUUGUGUGGAUUUCCAGUUUUAUUUGCUGUUUGGCAGUAUAUCAAAUUAAAUAAGGUUUUUCAUGCAGGCAUUUUGUGACUAGCUGGUAUAGUCAUUUAUAGUAAAGUCUGUUAAUAUACAUUACAAUAUACAACUGAAUUUUUGCAUAUUAUUAACAUUUAUCUGAUUUUGUAAUUAUUUCCAUUAGUUGUUGUUUCUGGUGUUUUUCACCUUUCAGAGUCUAUACCUCUUCAUUUUUCUUUUGAUUGACCUGUAUUCACAUACAAGUAUCUGCUUGAUGUUGCAAUCGUGUGUGAGAAUCACCCCAGAGUUACCUCCUGUUUUAGAAACUACGUAUAGGAAAUUAAUUCAAAGCUGUGGGUGUGUUUCUUUUUAUCUCCUGGAGAAUCCCAAGUGGAACACCAUGAAUAUGAUUGAAAUAAAAAUCAGUUGCAUCCAGAGCUGAGGACUUCUCUGUAUUAGUGACUACAAUUGUAGGGCAUUAGCAAUGUUGGCGUCUUUACAGGCGCAAAUUAGCAUUGCUAUCAAGUCUCAAGGGAGCAUCCCAGCCCAGCUGUGUCUUGUGCAACCAUAGCAACACGGUACAGCUACGGUACAGCCUCCAGAUGUAUAAUGUCACAAAUGACAUUCUUAGAUCUCUCUGCAUUGGAAUUGUUGCAUCUUCUACGUCUGUUCUUCAGCUAAUGUGUUGACAGCUAAAACCAUGAGGCUUGACAGAAUCUUAGCCCACUGAGGUUUUCCUUUCCUGUCAAUGCCGUAUUCUGCCAGGCUGCUUCUUUGCUUUGCAGUCACCAAAUUUCCUCUUCUUUUUAUUUUUAUGCAGAUGCCGCUCCUAUGAAGAUUGCUGUGGUUCAAGAUGCUGCAUAAGGACUUUGUCUAUCCAGCGACUAUGGUAUUUUUGGUAAGGCAGUGAUAACUAUUGAUAAGUUUAGGGUUGCAUCUUCUAAUUGGAUUCUCUAAGGCAUGGGUAGGCAAACUAAGGCCCGGGGGCCAGAUCCGGCCCAAUCACCUUCUAAAUCCAGCCUGCAGACGGUCUGGGAAUCAGCGUGUUUUUACAUGAGUAGAAUGUGUCCUUUUAUUUAAAAUGCAUCUCUGGGUUAUUUGUGGGCAUAGGAAUUCAUUCUCCCCCCCAAAAAAAAAUAUUGUUUGGCCCCCCAGAAGGUUUGAGGGACAGCUGAAAAAGUUUGCUGACCCCUGCUCUAAGGCUAUAUCUACACUACAAAUUUAUAUCAGUUUUAAUUUGAAUGUAACAAUAAUUGGGUUCCCCUUGAGAAUCCUGGGAACUGAGUUCAGGGCAAGUGUGGUGGGUCUCUCUGCUGGAGAUCCUCAGCAAUUACUUUUAUCUAUAAGCUGCCUUGUGUCCCUGUCAGGGGGAAAGCAAUGUAUAAACUAACUAACUAACUAAUUACCGUAUUUUUCGCCCUAUAGGAUGCACUUUUUCCCCUCCAAAAAUAAGGGGAAAUCUGUGUGCGUCCUAUGGGGCGAAUGCAGGCUUUCGCUGAAGCCUGGAGAGCGAGAGGGGUUGGUGAGCACCGACCCCUCUUGCUCUCCAGGCUUCAGGAAGCUAUCCGCAAGUCUUGCAAGCCCGGCGGGAUGUCCCGCAGGCUCGCAAGGCUUGCGGGCAGCAGCCUGCAGCCCAAAGCUCGGGGAUAGCGGGGAGGCGGAGCGCUGCCACCCCACUAUUCCCCGACCUGAUCUGGAGGCUGCGUGGGGGGGGGAGAAACAAGCUUGCUUCUCCGCCCGCCAGCCCCACAAACUUGGGGGACAGCGGGGCAAGCUGUCCCUGAAGGCAGAAGAGGGAGACGGAGCGCUCCGUCUCCCUCUUCUAGCUUGGGGAUGGCUGCGCAAACCUGGGGGGGAAAUAAAAAUUUUCCCCUUGAUUUCCCCCCCAAAAAACUAGGUGCGUCCUAUGGGCCGGUGCGUCCUAUAGGGCGAAAAAUACGGUUACUACUACUACCACUACUGCUAGUAAUAAAAAUAACACUUGAUGAGGGAAAGUAUCAUAGAAUGAAUAGACUGAUUUAUUAUUUGAACAUAUCAUGCACAGGGAUGUUUUUGCCAGUAGUGAAGGCAGUCACAGCUAGACAGGAAAUAAUUAAUCUUUUCCUCCCCAGCUGUGGCUCCACACCACCCAUUACCUAAAGUAGGUGAUCUAAGGUUUCUUUCAGACCCAUGUGAUCUAGGGGUGUUUUUGAUGUCAAUGAUCAUCAUGGGUGGGUGGGGAGUUACCUUUCUCUCUCCCCAGGUGUGACCCCCCCCAAAAAACACACUCCCUAUUCUUCAGGUAGCCUUGAAAAAAGGGCUUCUGUUGGCCACAAAAUAUUUCUGUGCCCAAUUCGGGGUGCUCACAUCAGUGUUUAAAGCCCUACAUAGACUGCUUGCUUCCCUACAGACCCUAUUGGGAGUCAAGCUUGGCAGAGAGGGACCUCUUUAUAGUUCUGCCCCCCCAAGAAGUUGCGGGAGGGCCUUCUCUGUGGUAGUCCCUAGGUGGUGGAAGACCCCUCCCCGCGGAGAUGCAUCUAUCAACUCCACUAUACCAUUUUCAGUGAAUGCCGAAGAUGCCCCUCUUUACCCUUUGACACAUGAGAGGUAUAUUUUUUAGGACCCACCUUCUUUCUGUGAUUGUAAGUUGAUUUAGUUUGUUUUUAAUGCUGUGUGUUCAUUACCAUAAUCUACCCUGAGACUUUAGGAUGGGGGGUGGGUAAUAAUAAUAAUAAUAAUAAGUAAUAAUAAAAAAUAAUAAAAAACAAAAAACUUGGAUCUGCAAUUAACUACUGAGUAAAUGUUUAGGGUUUUUACAAAUUGUGCAAACUCUGGUUAAAUUUGUUCCUUCUCUCCUUCCCCUUUGAUCAGGUUCCUUCUGAUGAUGGGAGUUUUGUUCUGUUGUGGGGCGGGGUUUUUUAUCCGAAGGCGGAUGUAUCCUCCACCGCUGGUUGAUGAAACAACAUACAACGUGUCGUAUACCCGGCCACCUAACCCCUCUGCAGCAGGUCAGAAAUUGCAUCCUGCUACUAGUACUGCUAUGUGAGACAAUAAUUAUUGGCCACAGACUACUGUUGUGAUUGAUCUGAGGAUAAUAUAACCAGACGCUUAGCAUGCAAGCAUUUAUCUAGGCAGACCAGUGAGUAACUUAUUCUAUAGCCAUUGCUGAAUGCUGAAAACCAGGAAGUCGCCCGUAUGUGUUUGGCCAAGUGAUCACUUAAAACCGCAUUAUACUUUAUAAUUCUCUCCUGCUGGUUUUUCUCUUUCCCUGUGCCUGCUGCUUCCUGUGGCAGGAAAUAUGGAAGAGAACAGCAAGUACUGAACUGUUCCUAUGUAACAAUUAGAACGAAUAGAAAAUAUUAAGUGGCCCCUUACUGCUGGAUGACGUUAAAUUUUGAAAAUGAUAGAAAUGAAUUGCAUCAGGAGAAAAGAUGUACAAGUUCCCCACGCCAUCUUUGGCUUGAGUGAUCCAGGGUGGGGGGUUUCAAGAAUGCCCUCCAAGUAUAGGACUGGGAAGGUGAAUAGCAAGCUUAGUAUUUGCACUGGGGUAGGGAGGGGGAAGCUCUGUGGGUUUACUGUGGGGGAAUAUCAAGGGGGUUAGAGAGUGGAGUAAGCAGGGGUGCACCCAUUUUUUUUGUGUGUACAUAUAAUACAUAUGUAUGAUAGAUAAAGAAAGGGAUUUCUUUGAAGUGAACAAGUUGGUGCCUGUUGGUGCCUUGAAAAUCAGCUGUGACUCCUUUCAAAUAUUGACAACACAGACCAAUGCCCGGCAUUACUCUUUUGUGUCUCCCACUUUUAGGAGCCCAGCAGCCGGGGAUGGCAUACUACACAGACCCAGAAGGAGCUAUGAUGAACCCCAUGGCUAUGACUUACCACGUCCAACCUAAGUCCCCACAAGUGAACCCAGUUUACCCUCCUCUCCCUUCUUACUGUAAUACCCCACCACCACCAUACGAGCAGGCGGUGAAAUCCUCCACUUAACCUCUCUUCUCUGCAGUGAACAGUGACUUGGGCAGAAGAGAGCAGGCUUGGGAGCAGCAGAAGACUUGCUAGUGCUCUGUUGACCUUGCUCUCCUCCUAGUUAGCACUGUUUGGACACUGGUGGAUGUGCAGCCCCAGGGGGAAUUCUUUUCUGAUGUCUUCAAAGCAAGAAUGAAAGUUUUUAUAGUGCUUUUUAUUGGAAGCCUAUAUUUAAAUCCCAUACACUUAAAAAAAUGGUAUUUGUGAUUUUAAGACAUGUAUUAACAUAUUGAUGCAGCACAGUAUGGUAAUAAGCACAAAACAAUGUAUACCAGCCUAAAAACCUUGGAGUCACUUGUAUUUUAAAUAUGGGAAACCAGGAGCACAGGACAGGAGGUAAUGGCAGAAGCAAGUGAAAGAUGUGAGAUGAGUGAUGUUUGUUAAUCAAGGAAGCGACUGGAUCAUGUGGUAAGAUAAAGUGUGGGAAAUGGUUCCAGGGCGGGAAAAGAUCCAUCGCCCAGCUUCACUUGAACAAACACUGGGUGGAACAGGAUUAUAGCAGCUCUGCCUGUGGUCCAACCCUAGCAUCUUAAAUCUGGCUCCCUUUAUUUUUUGCUGACAGUUGUUUUUGGGAGGAAAGGAGUGUCUUGCUGCCAAGAGCUAACAUUGUGAUGUACUGUUGAUGGUGUGAAUAUCAUAGCAAUUGUGUGGAAGGUAAAAAUGUUCAGCGCCAACAAUGAUAAGCAGAGGUCUAGCAACAAAAAAACUGAUUGCCUAGGAAAUAUUUAUUCUCUAAAGAGAAUUCAUAAAAUAAAAUGGGUAGUCUUUGAAUCAGAGUUUUCCUAUUGACUUUGGGCCCCUUUGCAUGACAUUAUUUAGGCGUACACUGAAGAUAUUCAUUGUAUGCAUUGUAUGGGACAAAUACACUCAGCAGAGCUCCAGGAUUGGUUGCAGUAGCCUGCUGAGUAUACACUUGAUGGUUUUGCCUUUCUUUGUGUGAUGUGUCAGAUGACCCAGAGGUAAUAUUUGGAUGUUUAGUAUUCCUUCUCCGCAUUCCUCUGGGGCCUGAGUCUUUCAUUUUUAACAUGGUAAAGUUGCUUCAAGGUGACUUUUACUCAUUGUUUUUGAUGUGGUGGCUGAUUUAUUCAAAAUGAACUUCAUAGGAGAUGUAAGAGUUACCAAAUACUAGGGAAUGAUUGCAGUUUUCCAGAAAUAUGAUGAAGAAAUGAUGUAGAAAUUUAAGACCACUAGAAAACAACAGAUUCAUUCCAUAUCAUGGUGAGUUUAUUAUUUUUUUUUAAAAAAGAAUACUGGAAUCUUCCAUAGUUUCUGCUUGCGAUAAAUGUCCUUCAUUUGUCUUCCAUUGUUAUGCCUUUCUGGGUUCCACCUGCACUUGCUUCUCAGUCUCUUGGUCUGUUGUAAUUGCAGAGCAGAUGAGACCUUGCUUAGGGUGGCCAGGCUGCAGAUUUCCCCAUUGCUUUGUUUCUGCUCCUGAACUGGGAGGCCAGGCAGUGGCCGUUUCUCCCAUAUACGCCACCCACUUUCCCUUUGUUCACUCUCCUCCUUCACCUGCUGUAUCAACCAGGCCCCUCAGGCGACACACCAAAGUAUCGGGCAGAGACCCCAGGUGUAGGCACAUGCCACAACAAUGUACCCCAGUCUUCAGUUUAAGGGAAAGUGGGAAUCAGUAUGCAAUUAUGUUUAAGGGACUUGAGAGGUGGGCUUUUCUCUGUCUUAGAAAAAUGUCUUACAGUUAUUAUUGAAUGUGAUCAUAGAAUCGUAGAGUUGGAAGUUGCUACAAGGGUCAUCUAGUCCUACCUCCUGCAAUGCAAGAAUUUUUUGCCCAACAUGGGGCUCAAAUCCACAACCCUGAGAUUAAGAGUCUCAUACUCUUCUGACUGAGCUAUAAUGGGCAAUAUUAUGAAAGCAAUAUUUUAAAAAAACUUUGGUUUUAAUAUACUCAGAACCUUGAAUGAGUUCUAGUGUUGUGCAGUAAUCAAACAAAUACAUUUUGAAGAAAUGUCUCACUGACAAUUUCUUUUCCCAGAAGGUGGAAGAAGCAACAAGGGGGUCAUCUAUUUUGGACCUGGUCCUCACCAGCAGGGAGGAACUGAUCAACAAAGUGGAAGCACUUGUGAACUUGGGAGGAAGUGAUCAUGUCCUCCUGUGUUUCAUGAUACAAAGGCAAGGGAAAACUGAGUGUAGUUGGACACACACUCUGGACUUUAAGAAGGCCAAUUUCGAAAAGCUGAAGGAGCUCCAGGGUUUGAUCACAUGGUCAGAAAUGCUCAAAGGGAAAGGAGUCCAAGUGGGAUAGGAGUUCUUGUCAUCCUGAAAAAAACUGACAAGUGGGGUGCCGCAGGGUUCUGUCCUGGCCCUGUUGUUGUUCAGUGUCUUCGUAAAUGACUUGGAUGAAGGAACUGAGGGGAUGCUCAUCAAAUUUCCAGAUGACACCAAAUUGGGAGGGGUAGCUAAUGCCACAGAAGACAGAAUCGGGAUUCAGAAUAACCUUAACAGCUUGGAGAACUGGACCCAAACUAACAAAAUGAAUUUCAAUAGGUUCUGCACUUAGGCAGGAAGUACCAGAUGCACAAAUAUAAGAUGGGGACACCUGGGUUACUAGCAGUUCAUGUGAAAAGGGUCUAGGUGGACCACAAGCUUAAUAUGAGUCAACAGUGUGAUGCAGCAGCAGCAGCAGCAGCCAACCCCCCCCCCCCCAACUAGUGCUAUUUUCAGAUGCAUCAACAGAAAUGUAGUGUCUAGAUCAAGAGAAGUAAUGGUACCACUCCAUUCUGCCUUGGUCAGAUCACACUUGGAAUACUGUGUCCAGUUCUGGGCGCCACAAUUUAAGGAGGAUGUUGACAAGCUGGAAGGUGUGCAGAGAAGGGCAGCCAAGAUGAUCAAGGGUCUGGAAACCAAGCCUUAUGAGGAAUGGUUGAAGGAGCUGGGUAUUUGUAGCCUGAAAAAGAGAAAGCUGAGAGGAGAUAUGAUAGCCAUCUUCAUAUGUCUUAAGGGCUGUCACGUGGAUGAUGGAGCAAGCUUGUUUUCUCCUGCUCUGGAGGGUAGGACUCGAACCAAUGGCCUCAAGUUACUAGAAAUAAGAUUCUGACAGUAAUCUCAUUUCUGACAGUAAGAGCUGUUUGACUGUGGGAUGGACUCCCUCAAGAGGUUGUGACUCUCCUUCCUUGGAGGUUUUUAAGCAGAGGUUGGAUGGCCAUCUGACAUGGAUGCUUUAGUUGAGAUUCCUGCAUUGCAGGGGGUUGGACUAGAUGACCCUUUGGAUCCAUUCCAACUCUCUGGUUCUAUGAAAUUAAAGAUUUUUAACAGAUUAGAUUCUUAGAUGUAUACCUAGGCUAUUUAAGUGUGUACCUACAAAUCUAGAAAGUGUGUGCACUGAACGUGUCAUUGCAGGCACUUCUACAGGAGCAUUCACAAAAAAGGCAGAAUUGUCUGACACAUGUAAUGUGAAAUGGCCCUAAGGCUGUAAUCUUAAAGAUCUAAACUAGGAUAUGGAGAGGGAUUAUUGAUUAGUUUUUGUAUCUGUUUUUAUUAUGUAUUUUGUGUUCUCAUUUUUAUGUUCUGAACCGCCCUGUGAUCUUUGGUUGAACAGCGGUAUACAAAUUUAAUAAAUAAUAAUAAUAAAUAACAUGAACUUUG
Messenger RNA from Podarcis lilfordi (Lilford's wall lizard), 36770 nucleotides. The record is from the annotation of a GenBank genome assembly. Lineage: Eukaryota; Metazoa; Chordata; Lepidosauria; Squamata; Lacertidae.